AUGAUUCAUGCUACGAAUAGUGAACACGAGAAAUUCCUACAGAGAAGGCAUCGUAUAAUUUUAAUUGAAUGUUUAGUGUUGAUGAUUCUUGAGUUCUCAAAGGAUAAUAAUGCAUUCGUGGUAGAUUCAGGCAUGUAUUCGUGGUCGACCUUACAAGUGUUUAGUCACUUGUGGAUAAGAAUUUUCAGAUACCAAGUUAUUCUGCUGAAACAGUUGAAGGAUAUAGAAAUGAUGUUACUAGCUAUUGCCUUUGUAGCCUCAAAUUCCACUGCCAUCAUGACGACUGCUUGGACCUGGAUGGAAAAUUUGAUAGGAAUAGUGAUUUUGUCCGCUUUUAAGGAUGUAAAAACAUAUGAAGAGACUCAAGUAGUGUAUGGCUACAGCAUGUGGUAA
Molecule: messenger RNA, 393 nt
Organism: Rhizopus microsporus ATCC 52813
Lineage: Eukaryota; Fungi; Mucoromycota; Mucoromycetes; Mucorales; Rhizopodaceae
Exons: 1
Coding region: 1-393 (130 amino acids)
Source: RefSeq, a predicted model, not a curated record